This is a messenger RNA of Hyphopichia burtonii NRRL Y-1933, 2220 nucleotides long. It is a transcript of the gene MRE11, whose product is annotated as MRX complex nuclease subunit. Gene Ontology annotation, cellular component: Mre11 complex; nucleus. Gene Ontology annotation, biological process: double-strand break repair via homologous recombination; meiotic DNA double-strand break formation; mitochondrial double-strand break repair via homologous recombination. The coding region runs from base 35 to 2095 and encodes 686 amino acids. Gene Ontology annotation, molecular function: manganese ion binding; DNA endonuclease activity; 3'-5'-DNA exonuclease activity. The transcript has a single exon. Lineage: Eukaryota; Fungi; Ascomycota; Pichiomycetes; Serinales; Debaryomycetaceae. The record is from RefSeq and is a predicted model, not a curated record.
AGACAUUUCUGAUUGAACACCUACAUUCUUAAACAUGCCUCCGAUUCAGAAUAUAGAGGAAGGCCCCGAUACCAUAAGGAUACUCAUCACCACCGACAAUCAUGUGGGUUAUAACGAGAAUGAUCUUAUUAGAGGAGAUGAUGGAUGGAAAACAUUUCAAGAGAUCACAUAUCUUGCAAAAACGAAGGAUGUAGACAUGAUAUUACAGAGUGGUGACCUUUUUCAUGUGAAUAAGCCUUCGAAGAAAUCGAUAUAUCAUGUUAUGCGGUCAUUGCGGUUGAAUUGCUUGGGAGAUCGCCCUUGUGAGUUGGAACUACUCAGUGAUCCAAGCAACUUGUUAGAUGGUGGAUUCAAUACUGUGAAUUAUGAAGACCCCAAUAUUAACGUGUCAGUUCCUGUGUUUGCUAUAAGUGGUAAUCAUGAUGAUGCUACAGGGGAAGGUUUGCUACUGCCUCUCGACUUACUCUCGGUUUCUGGGUUUAUCAAUUACUUUGGUAAAAUUCCAGACAAUGAAAAGAUAACUGUUAUGCCGAUUCUUUUACAGAAGGGUAAGUCAAAGUUAGCUCUAUAUGGAAUGAACAACGUCAAAGAUGAAAGAUUACACAGAAAUUUCAGAGAUGGCGAAGUUACGUUCUUAAGACCUAACGUUCAAACAGACCAAUGGUUUAAUCUUCUAGCACUUCAUCAAAACCAUUACCAGCAUUCUGCCACAUCUUUCUUACCUGAAUCUUAUCUUCCGUCUUUUCUUAACUUUGUUUUGUGGGGGCAUGAACAUGAAUGCAUUCCAAAUCCAGUUUACAAUCCUGAUACUGGAUUUGAUACUCUUCAACCUGGUUCCUCCAUUGCAACUGCUCUAAGCGAGGGAGAGACUGCUGAAAAACAUGUUUUUAUCUUGAGUAUAAAAGAGAAAGAGUAUUCUUUGGAGCCCAUCAAGCUCCAGACGGUUCGUCCUUUUGUGAUGAAAGAAGUCUCUUUAAUGAGAGAGGGGUUCGUUCCUGGUCCUGCUUCCAAAAAUGACAUCUCUAAAUUUUUGGUAUCAGAGGUUGAAAAAUUAAUCGAAGAAGCAAACCAGCAAUAUCGAGACUCUAACCCUGAGUUAUUUGAGGACUUGGAAGAUGAUAUACAACCUGAGUAUCCGUUACCUUUAGUCAGACUACGUGUUGAGUAUUCUGGUGAUUACGAAGUUGAAAAUGCUAGACGUUUUUCUAAUAAGUUUGUGGGAAAGAUAGCCAAUGUUAAUGAUGUCUUACACUGUUAUAAAAAAAAAGGAAAUAAAUACAAUCAAGUAAGUCUGAUUGUUCUGAAUGAUAAAAAAUUAGGAAUAGAUGAGAGAGAUUUGGCUGCAUCUGUUAUAUCAAAAGCUAAUAUCAAAGAUUUUUUGAAAGAUUUCCUCGAAGAAUCCAACAUGUCAAUCAUACCGGAAGAGGGAAUAAUUGAUAUGACUAAAAAAUGUAUUGACCAAGACGACAAACAAUUAAUAUCUGAUUAUAUUGAAAAUUCCAUAGAGUCAUCGAUCAAGCUGCUUUCAAAAGUUGAUAUCAAUUUUGACGACUUGGAGGGAGAUGGUGACUCGAGAUUAGCUUUCAAAAAUGUUCUUAAUACAUUCAAACGGGAGCACGAUUUCAAAAAACUGAUCGAUAAGGAGGCAUCGAAAAGACUGAUGCCUUACAAUUCCAAAAAAAGUGAUGAAUUAAUGGAAAUUGAUAAUGAAGAGAGUGGUGAUACACAAGCAGGAAAGAAAACACAAACGAAAGCAAGAUUGAGUACUCGAUCAACGGCAUCAAAAAGAAAAGCUGCCCCUAAGUCUUCCAUGGCAGUUGAUGAUCAUGAUGAUGAUAGUGACCACGAUGCGUAUCAGGAGGACGAUUCUCAAGUAGAAGUGAAUGAAAUAGAUAGUGAACAGGAUGAGGAAUAUGAGGUUCCAAAGAAGAAACAAAGUACUCGCAAACCAACUACAAAGGGAACAAGCAGGAAUCUGACGUCAAAGACCGCAAAUGGUAGAAAUUCCAAAAAGACUACAGAGUCCACUUGUAAACGGAAUGUGAAGAAGCCUCAGGGGUCUAUAAUUGAUGAUAUAAUGAAACUAGGCAGGUAAAUAGAAGGUAGUCUUUUAAUUAUAAGUUAUAUACAUAGAAUAGAUAAAGCCAGACCAAUAUCUUAAAGCUUAAUCAAGAGAAGCUGCUUCAUUGAUAAGCUUAUCCAUAUCGAAGUUUGGAUUAC